Ectocarpus sp. CCAP 1310/34 is the source of this 3264-nucleotide messenger RNA. Lineage: Eukaryota; Phaeophyceae; Ectocarpales; Ectocarpaceae. The record is from the annotation of a GenBank genome assembly.
AUGGGCCUCCUCCGGGUCGCAUGCACUAUCGGCCUUCUGGCGCCCGUCGCUCGGAGCCAAGGACUUCAGGACUGCAGCCUCGAUGCCAGCACUUUUAUUAUGGACACCACUGACCAGGCGACUCUCCUGGCGACCGCUCUCGGGUUUUUGGACGGCGGUCUCAGCGUUUGUUGGGUCGGGGAAGUCAUCGUUGCAGACACAAUCCGUGUCACUAAUGGCAAAUCCCUCAACAUCACGGGCGCCGGACCGGGCGCGGUUGCGGAUGGACAGAACGUCACGCAACUGUUCUACGUGGACGGGGGUUCUAGGCUGCACCUCUCGGGCAUGGCCAUCGCCCACGGCAGCGCCGCCUACGGUGGGGCCAUCUUCGCGUCACGGUCGGAUGUAUCCUUCAGCGGAAAUACGUCGUUCGUCUCCAACUCCGCUUCUAUCUGGGGGGGUGCAAUCUUCGCAGAGGCAUCAACCGUGUCCUGGGAUGGCGACGGCACAAAGUUCAGCUCCAACUCCGCUGUUGAAAGCGGGGGUGCCAUCUUCGCGAUUGACAGUUCGAACGUAUCCUGGGAUGGGGACGACGCCCACUUCAGCUCCAACUCCGCCGGCGAGUGGGGAGGUGCAAUCUUCGUAGAGGCAUCAACCAUGUCCUGGGAUGGCGACGGUACCCAGUUCAGCUCCAACUCCGCCGUCUUCCAAGGAGGUGCAAUCCACGCGCAGUUUGGUUCAACCGUGUCCUGGGAUGGCGACGGCGCCCGCCUUAACUCCAACUCUGCUGGCUCCGGGGGCGCAAUCUUCGCGUUUGAUUCGACCCUGUCCUGGCAGGGCGAUGGCACCCAGUUCAUCUCCAACUCGGCGAUAGACGAUGGAGGCGCCGUCUCCACGUGGUUUUCUUCGGUCGUGUCUUGGAACGGAACGGCCACUUUCGAAAACAACGAGGCAGGGGUGAACGGCGGCGGGCUACAUGCGAACGGGUGCGAUUCAACCUCCGAUUCGGGGGGUGAAGUAGGAGAGGCGGCCGGCGCAACCUUCAUCAAUAAUAGGGCGAAUUUCGGAGGAGCGCUGUACUUGUCGACCUGCGAGAACGCCUUCAACUUCGCGCAGUUCGUUUUUGAAAAUAACUCGGCUCUUGACGGAGGAGCGGUCGCCGUGUACCAGAGCGGAAGCGAGACGUUUGGCCUCCCUGUGGUGUUCUUCGAGUGCACUUUCUUGGACAACGUGGCGAGCGGAAAUGGAGGAGCUGUUGAGACCUUGGCUGGACAGCAACAGUUUAUUUCGUGCGAUUUCGAGGGCAACUCAGCAGAUGUCGGCGGAGCCAUGAGACUCGGCGGUUCGGCAGUCGUUCGCGAGUGCUCCUUCCUGUCCAACCGCGCUAGCACCCGUGGCCUCGCUGUGGCUGUCGUUGGGUGGUUCACAAAUAUAACCGGCUCGUCGUUCGACGGAAACGAUUUGACCUGUGCGGUUGGCUCGUAUCGAAACGACACGGAAGAGGAAGGGGCCACUGCGCGCUUUGGGACGGUGUGCUUCGACUGUCCUCCCUGGGACGACAGCGCCGGGAAUGAUAUCACGAGGGGUACCGUCACGCCGGAAUGUGCGGCGCCAUUGGAACACAGUUCCGCCGAUGCGGUUGGCGCCACCUUGGAAACGCUCAGUAUCGACAAAGGCUACUGGCGCGCAACCAACGAAAGCGACAGGAUCCUGGCAUGCUACAACGCGGAUGCUUGCAGCGGGGGACAAACAGGGUCGGAAAGCUUCUGUGCCUCCGGGUACAUGGGACCAUACUGCGCCGUGUGCGAACCCCGGCAUUCUUCAUCGCUCGCUCACAACUGCACGCGUUGCUCGGGCUCGAGGCGCCAGGGACUCCUGGCCGCCACUGUCAUCGCCGCGAUUGCCGCAGUCUUGGCGAUUGCGGCAGUCUCCCGAUACCUGUUGUCGACGGAGCAUGAUGAAGAAGGGAACGCAGAGUGGUUCCAUCGGAGGGUAGUCCGGGCCGUUCCUUUCCAGGCGCUGAAGAUCAUCGUCGUCGUGUGGCAGAUCUUAACCCAGCACCGUCCGAAGCAGAAGGCCCUGGAAAUUGUGUCGGGGACCUACUCGUCCCAACCCAACCAAACCUACAUAUUUCGUGCCACCUCCCUGAUCCCCGCGCAGUUUGCUGACGCGGCCAACGUCAGCUACCCUGGCGUGUACCAAGACUUUCUGAGCGCUAUCGAUGUGAUCAACUUCGACCUCGGCUCCUUGCUCGCGGCCGGGUGCGUGUGGUCCGAGAUCGACUUUCACCACCGGCUGCUCGUCAGCACGCUGGGGCCGUUGAUUGUUGUUGCAUUCCUGGCGAUGACAUACCGGAUCGCGAUGCAUAGGAGCAGCAGCAGAGCCGACCACCACUCUGCGGCAGAGAAGAUCCGCCACAAACAUCAGGCGGCCCUCCUGCUCCUCACGUUCCUGGUGUACUCGUCGGUGUCGUCAACGGUGUUCCAAACCUUCGCCUGCGAAACGCUCGACGACGGCGUCGAGUAUCUCCGGGCGGACUACCGCAUUAACUGCAAGGAUGCCGCCCACGAGGCGUUUGAGGUGUUUGCAGGGUUCAUGAUCUUUGUCUACCCCGUAGGGAUCCCCCUGCUGUACGCUGUCCUGUUGUUCCAACGUCGCGACGUACUGGCCGAUGCUGGCGAUGAUGACAAGGCGACGGCUAAGUCGAUUUCCGGCCUGUGGGAGCCGUACAGGCCGGAGCGGUUCUACUACGAGGUUGUCGAGUGCGGGCGUCGUGUCAUGCUGACAGGCGUGGUCGUUUUCAUAUUUCCGAACGAUGCUGCCCAGAUCGCGAUAACUCUGCUGAGCGCCUUCUGUUUCUUCGCGAUUUUUGAGAUGGUGUCGCCGUACAAGUCCGAUUCCGACAUGUGGCUUUCGCGUGGGGGUCACGUGAUAGUUUUCUUCAGCAUGUUCGACUUGUUGCUGCGCAAGGUGGAUGUGUCUGACGAGAGAGAAGAGAGCCAGGCUGUAUUUGCUGGAGUGUUGGUGGCGGGUCACGUGCUGAUGGUUCUCGCCAUCGUUGUCGAGGUGGUUGGCAUCUGCUACGGGUCCAGGGGGGAGCGAGUUGCCAAAGGUACGGCGGUGUUGUCCGAGAGGCCGCGCGCAGGAUCAGAUGAUGGUGUGACUGGAUUUGAAAGCGUUCCUGCAUCGUGGACGUCGUCCUUUAGGCGACAAGGGUCGGUGUCAGAAAAGCCCGGACCGAACAGAAUCGUCGCUGGGGAGGUAGUCACGGUGGAAAGGCCGUAG